This is a messenger RNA of Marasmius oreades (fairy-ring Marasmius), 921 nucleotides long. RefSeq lists its product as uncharacterized. Gene Ontology annotation, cellular component: mitochondrial membrane. The transcript is spliced from 11 exons. Gene Ontology annotation, biological process: phosphate ion transmembrane transport; malate transmembrane transport; succinate transmembrane transport. The record is from RefSeq and is a predicted model, not a curated record. Gene Ontology annotation, molecular function: malate transmembrane transporter activity; succinate transmembrane transporter activity; antiporter activity. The coding region runs from base 1 to 921 and encodes 306 amino acids. NCBI's taxonomy places the organism in Eukaryota, Fungi, Basidiomycota, Agaricomycetes, Agaricales, Marasmiaceae.
AUGUCGAAGACUGCAAUCCAGCUACCUCAACCAACGACCCCUGCGGUUGUACCGAAAAAGAAACCCUAUCCUUUUUGGCUUGGUGGUGUUGCGGCGACUAUUGCUGCGUCGAUAACGCAUCCCCUGGACCUGACCAAAGUCCGGCUACAAGCUUCCGGAGACAAGCGUAUGUUAGAAAGUAUCAAGAAGACGCUUAGAACGGCGGGCGUGCGAGGACUUUUCGAUGGCAUAACGGGCACUUGGAUGCGUCAGAUGUCUUACUCGAUGUGUCGUUUCUGGGCAUAUGAGGAAAGUAAGAAGUUGAUUGGGGCUACGGAAAAAGGCGCGCCUGCUUGGAAAUUGGGUCUUGCUGGCAGUAUGGCCGGAGGAAUUGCGGGAUUUAUCGGGAAUCCAGGAGAGAUUGUUAUGGUUCGCUUGCAAGGAGAUUUUGCCAAGCCUCCAGAGAAGAGGUUUAACUACAAACAUUGUUUUGACGCCUUGUUUAGGAUGGUCCGAGAGGAGGGUGCAUCGUCAUUAGCACGUGGAGUGGGGCCGAACGUCUUCCGUGCGAUAUUGAUGAACGCCAGUCAACUUGCUUCGUACGACUUUUUCAAAGCCGAGCUCCUCAAGACACCCUACUUUGAAGACAACAUUGCAUGCCAUUUCACCGCUAGUUUCGCAGCCGGUACCGUCGCAACCACAAUUUGCUCGCCUGCAGAUGUCCUCAAGAGUCGAAUCAUGAACGCCUCGGGACCUGGAUCGAGUUCUACUAUGGGCGCUAUUCGGACUGCGAUCCAGAGCGAGGGACCUAUGUUCAUGUUCAAGGGAUGGGUACCUGCAUGGAUGCGUCUACAGCCGACGACGAUACUGAUUUUCCUAACUCUGGAGCAACUGAAGAACCUUGUCGACUUUACAAGGAGCAAAGGUCAUGACUUUGUAUGA